AAACAGCUCGUCAACCACCUCGGUAGCUAGCUAGCCAACAUAGCCGAACGAUUCAAGCUAUUUAUACGCUUUCGGUGUAUAUUAGCUGCUGUGUUUUCGACACACUUAGGUUGUAUCUACUUGUUAACCUAUUUAAUAUUACGUUAUUUUGUAUUAGUCAGCUACAGUAGCUGGCUGGUUAAAUUAGCACUAGCCUAGUCGCUAAUGAUAGCUAGCUAGGUAACAUCCCUGAACAUGAGCUCCCUAAACAUCUCCCCUCAUGUUAAAGAAGAGGGGGUCUGCUGGACGGAGAAAGAAGCUCUGGGGCUGAACAUUGUCGUGAAAGAGGAGAAGGAAGAAGAGGAUAUCACAGUAAAAAUAGAAGUAGAGGGUGAGGCUGUUACAGUGAAAGAAGAAGAGAUAGACGUUUCAGUGAAAGAAGAGGAAGACGCGUUCAGAGUGAAAGAGGAGGAGGAAGAGAAAGAGGAGGAUGUUACAGUAAAAGAAGAGGAGGAAGAGAAAGAGGAGGAGGCAGUUUUUGGAGUGAAGAAGGAAGGAGAGAUUACUGUCACAUUGAAAGAUGAAGAGGAGGAGAUAGGAGAUCUGAUUAACACCAGAGAAAGACGUGACUAUCGUGGAUCCUCUGGGGCGCCUCAACAACAUCAUGAUGCUGACGAGGCAGAGAAGAGUCUCUCCAGAUCAGAACUCCUCAAGAAACACCAGCAGAGACCCACAGGAAAGAAAUCUCACUGCUGCUCUGACUGUGGGAAAAGAUUCAACUACUCAUCACACCUUAAAAUACAUCAAAGAAUUCACACAGGAGAGAAACCUUAUAGCUGUGAUCAAUGUGGGAAGAGUUUUAUUAAAUCUAGCCAACUGACUGAACACCAGAGAACACACACAGGAGAGAAACCCUAUAGCUGUGGUCAAUGUGGGAAGAGUUUUUCUUCUUCUAGCUAUUUAACUAUACACCAGAGAACACACACAGGAGAGAAUCCGAGCUGUGAUCAAUGUGGGAAGAGUUUUUCUACUUCUAGCCGCCUAACUGUACACCAUAGAACACACACAGGAGAGAAAUCGUAUAGCUGUAAUCAAUGUGGGAAGAGUUUUAGUCAAUCUAGCUCUCUGACAGUGCACCAGAGAAUACACACAGGAGAGAAGUCGUUUAUCUGUGAUCAAUGUGGGAAGAGUUUUGUUCGAUCUGGCCAUCUGACAGUGCACCAGAGAAUACACACAGGAGAGAAACCUUAUAGCUGUGGUCAAUGUGGGAAGAGUUUUUCUACUUCUAGCUAUCUAACUAUACACCAUAGAACACACACAGGAGAGAAACCUCAUAGCUGUGGUCAAUGUGGGAAGAGUUUUUCUUCUGCUAGCUAUCUAACUAUACACCAUAGAACACACACAGGAGAGAAUCCGUGCUGUGAUCAAUGUGGGAAGAGUUUUUCUACUUCUAGCUAUCUAACUAUACACCAGAGAACACACGGGAGAGAAACCUCAUAGCUGUGAUCAAUGUGACAAGAGAUACUCUGAUAAAAGAUCUCUGAUCAAAUAUCAGAAAAUUGAUAUAUGAAGGAGUUGUUUCAUGAUAUCAAUGAAUUAAUGUCACAAUGUAGAAUGUUUUAACAUUGUAGUAGGAGUAUUUAAAUGUCUCAAUAUAGAAUGUUUUAAUAUAUAGUAUAUUAAUAUACUCUACAGUCAGUCAGUCAGAAUGUCACAAUGUAAAACCCUAAACGUUUGCCCCCUUAUCAAUUGGUUUCAACAUGAUAUGGAUAUUAGGUUCAUUGGGGGAAAUCCAGGCUCUGAAUUGGAAGAGUAUUAUUUAUGUGAUUUAACACAAAGUGACUAACGAAAAAAGAGUUGUCCUCUAACCAGUAAUGUACACAUUAUUCCCCGAAUCAAUUGAUUUCAACAUGAUAUCGAUGAGUUAUGACAAAUAAGUGUUGUGUUCCUUUGUUUAGCGACCCCUAAAUUUAAAUGCAUCACUCCAAUAUGUAGCUGACUGUCUUCUGCAGGUUGUCCUCUAACCAGUGAGCUAAAAGAUAUCUCCCAUUUCCAUGUGUUUUUUUUAGUUGUGUUAGUUUCAACAGCAAGUACAACCUGAUUUCCCCCCUAAUCGAUAUCAGUGAUUUAUUGCUACUUGUCAAAACAACAGCGUUUUUGGUGCUUGUGUCCAUGGUGAGGACAACUUGGUUUCUGAUUGUCUCAAAGUUGGGCAGUCAAAAAGAUUUGUGUUUUGUGUUUAGCCAGUGCGUUCCAUGGAUCACAAAUUAUUUUGACUUUCCGUAUUAGAGAUUAGUUUUGUUUGGGCUCGUGAGUUUUAGAAAAAUACACGUUAUUUUUCUUGUUUUUAAUUGUUGACAGCCAGUUAUUAUAGUUAUUAUCAUUUUUAUAUUGGUGAAGGUGAAGCUGAUUAUAGUUUGUAUUGUAGUUGAUUAUAAUGUGAAAUGGAAGUUGUUUUCUGUUGUUGGUGAGCAAACUCUUAAGGUGUUAGUUAGUCUUUUGUUUUCCCAUUUAUGUUUUGAGGUUGGACUUUAGCACGUAUAGCUCGUUAGCACGUAGGACGCACUGAUUGGAGUCACCUCGUUAGUCAGUAUGUGUUACACCUGUGCUGGCUUGUCCAUCUCGUUAUUGGGAAGGUGUUUCACCUGAGCUGGUCCAGGUUCUAUUUAAGAGUGUCUGGCCCAGUGCUCCAGUUGUCUUGAUAGAUGUAGAGAGUCAACACUUUUAGUUGCUCCACUUUUUUGGUUUGCUUCUUGUCUGUAAGUUUGGUGUGGGUUUUUCUUUUGUUUGCCUCAUCUUGGGCAGAUUUAGUGGGUCUCAUGGUGGGUGUCUUUUAGGUCCCAGUUGUUGUUACUAGUCUACUUUCAGUUGACACUGAGAGCAAAACUGCAACAUUAUGUUAUAAUACUUUUAUUGCAUCAAAUGGUUGUUUUAGGCAACAGAAUAGAGGGUUCUUAGAACUAUAGUGUCUGUGUUCUACUGAGGAUGGGCCUCUGGGAGAAAACACUGACAGGAGAUUUACAAUGUCUUUUGGGUGAUAAAACCUAAAGAGACUGCAUUUCAGAGCAUGAGUUAAUGUUUCUGUUCUAUAUGGUAUCAGGGAGAGAUGACCCCAGGGCCAGACCCUGGUCUCUACACAAAGAGGACUGUUUUUACAGCAGAUACUGUCUUCUGAGAAUUAUAAGUAUCUUUUAUACAAAUCUUAACCUUGUGACCCAUUCUAUACGUCUGUUGUUCGUCAUGUAGGUUGAAAGGGGUGUAUCUUGGCUGUAAAAGACCUUUGUACUUUUGUCUCGUGGCUCUCAAUGAAUCAGCUGGGGGUGAUUCGUCAACCAGCCAUCAUUAUCGUAGAGCACUCAAUUGAUUCACUUUAUAUGUGUGCAUUGUAUUGAUCUGCU
Molecule: messenger RNA, 3377 nt
Organism: Salvelinus fontinalis (brook trout)
Lineage: Eukaryota; Metazoa; Chordata; Actinopteri; Salmoniformes; Salmonidae
Product: zinc finger protein 664-like
Exons: 2
Coding region: 235-1479 (414 amino acids)
Source: RefSeq, a predicted model, not a curated record